CAGAGCACUAUAAACCCCUGGCCCCGGGAAGCAGGCCACAGUCGAAGACCGCCUCAGACAUCUUGGGUAUUUGGACCACUGCACUGAAGACACCCUCUUUCCAGAUUGCCCUGCUCUGAGCUCCAGACACCAUGAAUCUUCCUGCUACAAAGGUUCCCUGGGCCGCCGUGACGCUGCUGUUGCUGCUAUUGCUGCCGCCAGCGCUCCUGUCGCUUGGGGUGGACGCACAGCCACUGCCCGACUGCUGUCGCCAGAAGACCUGCUCUUGCCGCCUCUACGAACUGUUGCACGGCGCUGGCAACCACGCCGCGGGCAUCCUGACUCUGGGAAAGCGGCGUCCCGGACCCCCGGGCCUCCAGGGUCGGCUGCAGCGCCUUCUGCAGGCCAACGGCAACCACGCUGCCGGCAUCCUGACCAUGGGCCGCCGCGCAGGCGCAGAGCUAGAGCCACGUCCCUGCCCUGGUCGCCGCUGUCUGACCGCAACCGCCACCGCUUUAGCGCCCCGGGGCGGGUCCGGAGUCUGACCCUGUCUUCAGUCCCUGUCCUGGUCCUAUCUUUCCCCCCUCUGCUCGCCAGUGUCAGUCUCUAGGAAAACGGCAAUAAAGACGAGUCCCUGA
This is a messenger RNA of Peromyscus maniculatus bairdii (prairie deer mouse), 617 nucleotides long. It is a transcript of the gene Hcrt, whose product is annotated as hypocretin neuropeptide precursor. The record is from RefSeq and is a predicted model, not a curated record. Gene Ontology annotation, molecular function: type 2 orexin receptor binding; neuropeptide hormone activity; type 1 orexin receptor binding. Gene Ontology annotation, biological process: eating behavior; neuropeptide signaling pathway; regulation of neurotransmitter secretion. Lineage: Eukaryota; Metazoa; Chordata; Mammalia; Rodentia; Cricetidae. Gene Ontology annotation, cellular component: perinuclear region of cytoplasm.